Messenger RNA from Pseudonaja textilis, 504 nucleotides. Lineage: Eukaryota; Metazoa; Chordata; Lepidosauria; Squamata; Elapidae. The record is from RefSeq and is a predicted model, not a curated record.
AUGAAAACGGAUGGAACCAGCAGAAGAGUCCUUGUGGAAGACAAGCUGCCCCACAUCUUUGGUUUCACUCUGCUGGGGGAGUAUAUUUAUUGGACAGACUGGCAAAGAAGAAGUAUUGAGCGGGUUCAUAAGCGGACAGCAGAAAGGGAGAUCCUAAUUGACCAGCUACCUGAUCUCAUGGGCCUCAAGGCUACCAACGUCCACAAGACCCUGGGUACAAAUCCUUGUGCAGAAUCCAACGGGGGCUGCAGCCACCUCUGCUUGUAUAGGCCCCAAGGAUUGCGCUGCGCCUGCCCCAUCGGCCUGGAGCUCCUGAGUGACAUGAAGACCUGCAUUGUCCCAGAAGCCUUCCUGCUAUUUUCCCGUAGAGCCGAUAUCAGGCGAAUCUCUCUCGAGACAAACAACAAUAAUGUUGCUAUUCCACUAACAGGAGUCAAGGAAGCCUCUGCCCUGGAUUUUGAUGUGACUGACAAUCGCAUAUAUUGGACAGACAUCUCGUUGAAG